CGCCAAUCCAUUAACAAAGUUAACAGUAGUUGGAUAAGGCGGUUGGUGAUUUUUUUCGGGUACGUACCUCAAAUCAUGCGGAUCGUCGACUUUUUCGAAGGCAAAAACGUCUUUUUGACGGGCGGCAGUGGUUUUUUGGGAAAAGUUCUAAUAGAAAAAUUGCUGAGGUCAUGUCCAAAAAUCGGCAACAUCUACAUGUUGUUGAGAGAGAAAAAAGGCAAAAGUUUGGACAGCCGUUUGGAGAUUAUCAAGGGAUUACCGCUAUUCGAUAAGCUUAAAGAAGAAAAUCCGGAAGCCCUUAAAAAGUUAAUAGCUGUCAAAGGAGACGUCUGUGAUUUAAAUUUAGGAUUGAGCGAUGCAGAUAGGAAAAUGCUGAUCGAAAAAGUCAAUAUCAUUUAUCAUACGGCAGCUUCGGUACGUUUCGAUGAUUUCCUUAAAGCAGCACUCAUCAUCAAUGUCAGAGGCACCAGGGAGAUAUGUAAAUUGGCGUUGGAACUGACAAAUAUUUCGCUCUUCGUUCAUGUAUCCACGACUUAUUGUAAUACAGACAAAAAAAUAAUCGAGGAAAAAAUUUAUCCGGCCCAUACUGACUGGAGAGACGCCAUCAAACUUGCGGAGGAAUGCGACGAAAAUACUUUAAACACCAUGACACAAAAAUACUUGAGUCCAUUACCGAACACAUACACGUUCGCUAAAUCUCUUGCAGAGCACGUCGUCGAUGACUUGUGUAAGGGAACGAUACCCGCAAUUAUUGUUAGACCGUCAGUAGUAAUAUCUACGAGAGACGAUCCCAUAGCGGGAUGGAACGAUAAUUUCAACGGUCCAGUAGGAUUAUUGGUUGCAGGAGGGAAAGGUGUAUUACGAACAGUAUUAGGAAAUAGAGAUGCCACCCCUGAUUAUAUGCCCGUAGAUUAUGUAAUUAAAGGACUAAUUCUAGCUACAAAUCAUUAUGGGAUAAAAAGGAAUAUUAACGAAAUUGAAGUCCUAAAUGCUGCCCAACACGACAUACACACAGUCACGAUGGGCGAAGUAGUCGAUAUGGGUGCCGAACUUAUUAAAGACUGCCCAUUCAAUCAAAUUUUAUGGAACCCGAGGUUUUCGAUGACGAAAUGUUGGUACAAUUAUUACAUCCAAGUGUUGUUGUUUCAUAUGCUGCCCGCUUUCAUCUUAGAUAUAGUGCUGCGAUUGGCUGGUAGGAAACCGAUGUUAUUCACGAUACAGAGAAAAAUCUACAUAGCCAAUAACGUCCUUUUCUACUUCAUGAACAACUCGUGGGAAUUUAUGAACGAUAAAUAUAUCGCGCUUCUUGAUACCUUACAAGAUGACGACGAGAAAACAAUGUUCACCGUGAAGAUAAAAGAUUGGACCAACGAGGACAUAUUCGAAUAUUUUAAAAACGGAAAAAUGGGUGCGGCAAAAUAUAUAUUGAAAGAAGAGUUCAAUAGGGAAAAGGGAAUGAGGCAUUUGACGAGGUUAUGGUAUUUGGACAUGGCAGUAAGGACUAUCUUCUUUUCGUUCCUAUUCUGGUAUUUAAUAAUUAAAAUCGAUGUUUUCCAUGUACUUUUAAGAUUCGUACAGAAUUAUAUUAGUAAUUUAAAUUAAUUUUUAAUUGUAGGUAUGUAUUUAAAAAUUGCUCAUACUUUUGGAAAAUUAGAACGUACAGAAUGUGUGUACAGUUUUGUUUAGUUAUCAUUGUUAAUAAAAUAUUUUUAUUAUAAA
Messenger RNA from Psylliodes chrysocephalus, 1719 nucleotides. The record is from the annotation of a GenBank genome assembly. NCBI's taxonomy places the organism in Eukaryota, Metazoa, Arthropoda, Insecta, Coleoptera, Chrysomelidae.